Pieris brassicae (large cabbage white) is the source of this 832-nucleotide messenger RNA. It is a transcript of the gene Sod1, whose product is annotated as superoxide dismutase [Cu-Zn]. The record is from RefSeq and is a predicted model, not a curated record. NCBI's taxonomy places the organism in Eukaryota, Metazoa, Arthropoda, Insecta, Lepidoptera, Pieridae. Gene Ontology annotation, biological process: removal of superoxide radicals. The transcript is spliced from 4 exons. Gene Ontology annotation, molecular function: superoxide dismutase activity; copper ion binding. The coding region runs from base 142 to 606 and encodes 154 amino acids.
UUUUCUCGAACAAUCAAAUAUAAAAGUCUUACCUCCGGCUCCGGCAACUUUAUAAAAUUCAAAUAUUAAUUUGUGAACGUCAUUCGUCUUAAUCGGAAUCUAAGGCAAAUUAAUUAAUUUAUAAUAUUAAAUUCAAUAAAAAUGCCAGUAAAAGCUGUUUGUGUCCUUAAUGGCGACGUAAGCGGUACAGUGUUAUUUGAUCAAAAGGAUGACAAGGCACCAGUUGUUGUAACUGGAGAGGUCAAAGGUCUAUCAAAGGGAAAACAUGGUUUCCAUGUACAUGAGUUUGGUGAUAAUACUAACGGGUGUACUUCAGCCGGUCCCCAUUUCAAUCCAUUUAAGCAAGAACAUGGAUCUCCAGAUGCAGCUGUGCGACAUGUUGGAGAUUUAGGCAACAUUGAAGCACAAGAUGGUGGAGUUACUAAGGUAUGCAUACAAGACUCCCAAAUCUCACUGAGUGGGCCUCACAGUAUUAUUGGACGCACAUUGGUUGUUCAUGCAGAUCCAGAUGACUUGGGAAUUGGUGGCCAUGAACUGAGCAAGACCACUGGUAAUGCUGGUGCACGUAUUGCCUGUGGUGUUAUAGGAUUGGCUAAAGCUGAAUGAGUAAUUUAUUUCCUCUGUUAAAAAUAGCACUUUGACAAAAAGAUUUCAUUUUAACAUAAGAUUUAUUGGUCAUUAAUCUCAUAAAAUGUGUCUCCUUUAUGUUGGUGCAGGGGUUUCAGAUACUUCAGUAUCUGUGUGUUCUCUUUUAGUAAAUCAUUAUUUAAACAGUCUUAUUUAAAGAUGAAGAAAGGUACUUGAAAAAUAAAUAAUACAAAAGAAAUAAUAA